AUGAGGAAACACCAGCUGUUUGCAAAGCAAAGUAAAUAUUUCUUUGGGGUCCCAAGGAUAGAGUAUUUGGGUCACUUUAUUACUAAAGAAGGUGUGUUAACAGACUCUCAAAAGGUGAAAACUAUGAAGAAUUGGCUUUUGUUAAACACAAUUAAACAACUGAGAGGAGUCCCUGGUCUUGCUGGAUACUAUAAAAGAUUCAUCAGAGGCAUUGAAGUUAUCAGCAUGCCUUUAACUGACCUCCUCAAAAAGGAUAGCUUCAAAUGGUCUCAUGCUGCAUCUAAAGCCUUUGAACAAUUGAAGAUUACGCUGACUCGGGCCCCAGUAUUGGAACUACUUGAUCCUAAUAAGACCUUCAUUGUGGAAACUGAUACAAGUGGGCAGGGGAUAGCUGAUGUCUUAAUGUAG
Molecule: messenger RNA, 408 nt
Organism: Nicotiana tabacum (common tobacco)
Lineage: Eukaryota; Viridiplantae; Streptophyta; Magnoliopsida; Solanales; Solanaceae
Source: RefSeq, a predicted model, not a curated record